Bacidia gigantensis is the source of this 2607-nucleotide messenger RNA. RefSeq lists its product as uncharacterized. Lineage: Eukaryota; Fungi; Ascomycota; Lecanoromycetes; Lecanorales; Ramalinaceae. Gene Ontology annotation, molecular function: protein binding. Bases 1 to 2607 code for a protein of 868 amino acids. The transcript has 6 exons. The record is from RefSeq and is a predicted model, not a curated record.
AUGUCUGUCAAACAGACUAUCUGUUUGAUCUCUGGAGCAAAUCAAGGCAUUGGCUAUGAAACGGCCAAGAACCUAGCCAGCUCGCAGCAGCAUUGGCACAUCCUCAUCGGCACUCGCGACUUGGCCAAAGGGGAGCAAGCUGCCUCAAUGAUCCUCUCGGCCCUCUCUCUCCACGAGGGCAAGACCGUCAAUGAAGUUUCCGCCGUACAGCUAGACGUCACCUCCGACGAAUCUAUCGCAAAUUGCGUGGCCUACAUCAAGGGAACUUUUGGUCGCCUUGACGUGCUGAUCAACAACGCAGGCAUCAGCGGCGCUCAAAUACCGCAUGCCGUCAUGCCGCGUGAAAAAUUUGGGCUCACUGCCGACACGAACGCCUUCGGUGCCGCAGCUUUGACGGAGGCGUGCGAACCGCUACUUUCUGCCUCUACGAAUAGUCCAGCCAGGAUCGUUUUUGUAAGCAGCGAAAUGGGCUCCAUCGACAAUGCUUUGAACCCGUCUUUCAAAUUUUAUGACUUAUCGCCAAGAAUCAUGCAAUAUAAGGCGUCUAAGGCAGCAAUGAACAUGGUGGCGGCAUGCUUUGCGGUCAAGUACAAGGAUCGGGGUUGGAAGGUCAAUAUAACAUGCCCUGGGCUCAGGGCCACGAACUUCACCUCGGGUCCCAAUGCGGCGUCCAAGGCUUUCAACGGAGGCACUGCGGAUGAGGGGGCUCUGAAUGCUGUCAGGCUCGCCACUCUGGGUGAAGACGGGGAGACUGGAACAUUUUCGAACAUCGAGGGUCCAAUGCCUUGUUGGAAACAAUACUUAGAAAUGAAGUGUUUGGUCCCGCGAUUCGGCGCUCUAUUCGCCAUCUGUGCGGCACUGCUUUUCGGAAACGUCGCUGGCUAUCGAUAUGUUGAUCGACUCAAACCCCGUCAAAACGAAGACGUCGUGCCAACCGCGCAGCAAUAUCUUCGGAGACGUCUGCAUUCAGCUAUUGUUGCCGGUAAAUACUUGUAUAUAGACGGUGGCUCAAUUUCAUUCAACGAAAGCAAUGGGGAGCCAGCCGUGGUCGCUCAGCAGAAUUCCACACUGUCAAUCGAUCUUUCGAAAGACUGGGACAACUCCACAGUCGACUUAAUCAAAACAAGCAAGCCUUCAGACAUGCCCGUCUUCAAUCUAGGGGCACUCUGGUACCAUAAGACUGAAGACCUGAUCUACGCAGGUUUAGUCGGUGGGACGAGUGGUCCGACACCACUCCCAUCCUUGUGGACAUUCAAACCAGAUCAAAAGGGGAGUGGAACAUGGAGUCAGGCAGAGCGUGGUGGUUCUUCUGCCUUACAAGCUGUUGAAGGACUCUCGAGAGGUCCUACAGCGCAAGGACCUGACUCAGCGUGGGCGCUUAAUCCCCAGGACUCAUCAAAUAACUUACUGCCUGGCAUGAUUCAACUGGAUAUGGGCACAGAAAGGAUCCAGAAAUUGAAUACCGCUGCUGCGUUUUCUGUGCUGGGAGACGAGGCUUCGCUGCAGUAUGUACCCAUGUGGGGGAGAAAAGGCCUUCUGGUUGCUUUUGGCGGCAGUGUCACCAACGAUGACAAGUAUCCUGACAAUAGUAUUGUGCCUGUCUUUGAUGUUGAUACGCAGCAGUGGUACAGCCAGACCACCAGUGGGGAUAUACCCGCCUGGCGUAACUGGGUAUGCACAGCGGGAGUCAAAUCGACACGUGACACGUUCGAGAUCUUCUACUACGGAGGCUUCGUCAAGGAUGGCGAAGCUGCUGUUCAGAAUGAUGACAUCCACAUUCUUAGUUUGCCGGCUUUCAAUUGGAUUAAGGUCCCUUACGAGGCGCAGCAUCCUCGUGGUGGUCACACAUGUACACCUGUCGGCGGCAGUCAGAUCCUUGUAGUCGGCGGUGAUGAUCCAAGUGUUCCCCCGGUCGGUCGUCAACCGGAUGACGCCACUAACAAGAUGUUGACGAAGGACAUCUGGAGGCAGGGGAUUGCUGUGUUUGACAUGUCAGCCCUGGCGUGGAAAGCCAACUACACAUCCGGUCUCAAUGAUACUUAUAUGCAAUCGAACAACGUCACUCAGUACUAUGUGACCAAUGGACGGUCUCCGAAAAAUGCUCCUGAUCCGCACAUCGCAGACCUCCUAAAUAGUGGCAACUCAGUCAAUGUAUCUUCGACGGCGACAAAUUCUACUUCCCCACGCGCCAGCGCUCCAUCAAAGCCCUCUCGCACCAUCUCCGUCGGUACAAUAGUAGGAGUCAUCGUAGGCGGCGUCGCAGGAAUCGUGCUGAUCGCAGCCCUCAUCCUCUUCCUCUACAGAAGCCAUCUCCGCACAAUCGCACAAACGAAAGUCGCAAGCAAUGCCAAAUGGUUUAAAGAUGUUUCGGAAUACGGUAGUGGCAGUGGCGGUAGUCCGGCCACUGAUCGACGCUGGUUUGCCCAAAGCCCGAUCAAUUCGGAACCGAUUGAGAUGAGCGAUCGUGAGACUCCGGCGUUGAGUGUGAGGGGGUGCAUGAGGUGCCUUCUAGUCCAUCUCGGGGGUCACGGUGACAAGAGUGUUUUGUUGCAUGUGAUUUAUACAUCGGGGAUCUUUUUAAUGAUAGUCACCACCUCGCAGUCGUAA